UACGCCGGGGCGGCCGGCAAGAGCGCGCGUGUGAUGCGCUGCCGCUGACAUGGCCGGCACUCGGCCGCUCGUGGCCGCCUGGUUCUGCUGGUGGUGGCUGACGAACGCGGCCGCCACCGAGCUAGACCUGUUGGCCGCGCUGUCGCUGCACAACACGUCGCGAGCUGGCGUCACAGUCGUCCCUGGAAUGCAACCACCGCGUACCGCUUACACCCUACAAGGAGAUACAAGGUCGCUUCAGGUUGAGGGAGCCCCGUUCGAGCGCGCCGCCGAACUCCUGCGGCGCUCGCCCGAGUUCACACUGCUUGCAGCGCUGCGGCAAGAGCCUGCCAACUCGGGCACUAUACUAUCGUUUUCACAUGGCUUUAACAGGUACCUGGAGCUGCAGUCGAGCGGGCGGCGCGACGAGGUGCGGCUGCACUACGUGGCGGCGGGCGGCAGCGCGGCGCGCGUGGAGACGUUCCCGUUCCGCCUGGCGGACGGCGCCUGGCACCGCGUGGCGCUGGCCGUGUCGGGCGCGCAGGCCACGCUCUACGUCGACUGCCACCCGCUCUACCGCCGCCUCAUCCCGCCGCCCGACCGCAACUUCUCGCAGCCGCAGCUCGCGCUCUGGCUCGGACAGAGGAAUAGCAAGCAUUCCUUGUUCAAGGGCACGCUUCAAGAUGUAAGAUUAGUUAGUGGACCUCAUGGUUAUUUAGUCCAGUGUCCAGGCUUAGAUUCAGAAUGUCCGACGUGCGGACAAUUCGCAUUGCUACAGGCUACAGUUCAAGAAUUAACUUCGCAUAUUCAUGAUCUUUCAUUAAAGCUUGUUGGUACCGAAGCACGUUUGGCGCGAUUGGAGCAAUGUGAUUGUCAAAAAUCAUGUUAUUCCAAUGGCACCGUACAUGCAGACGGAGCCACUUGGCAAAAAGAUUGCAAUCGGUGCUCUUGCGUGCACGGAGAAAUAACGUGCAGGCCAGUGGAGUGCGAUAGAGCAGAAUGUAAAAACCCAGUAUUACACCCGGGCGAAUGCUGCCCGACAUGUUUAAGGCAAUGCCUCCUCAAAGGUACCCUUUACGAGCACGGGGAACGUUUCGCGCCCAAAGAGUGCGCGGAGUGCGUGUGCCACGACGGCAACAUGCAGUGCACGCGCGUGGACCCGGACACCGCGUGCCCGCCGCUGCCCUGCGACCCGCCCGACCAGUUCACCGUGCCGGGCGAGUGCUGCAAGUUCUGUCCAGGUGUGGACUAUUGUAGUAUGGGCCAUUCGUGUGAUGAAAACGCAACAUGUAUGAAUCUCAAUACGAAAUAUACUUGCAAGUGCAAUCAAGGCUUUCAAGGCGAUGGACUUUCUUGCGAAGACGUCGACGAGUGCCAGCAAGCGGGCGGUCUGUACGGGCACCACUGCCACUCGAACACGCGCUGCGUUAACGUGCUCGGGAGCUAUGUGUGCCAGUGCUUACCUGGUUAUACUAGACGGGACAAGUUUAAUUGUGUCGAGGUGGAUGAGUGUGCAAGUGAGACGCACGGCUGCCACGCGGACGCCGUGUGCGCCAACACGCCCGGCUCCUACACGUGCCAGUGCAAGGAGGGGUACACAGGGGACGGUUAUACUUGUACCCCGGUAUGCACAGGCGGUUGCCUGAACGGCGGUUCCUGUGCAUCCCCCGAGCGGUGCGCCUGUGCACGCGGCUUUACCGGCGCGCGCUGCGAGCGAGACGUCGACGAGUGCUCACUAGCGCACCCCGCAGUACGCGCGUGUGUGCCGCGCGCCGCGUGUGUGAACACGCCCGGCUCGUACUACUGCGUGUGUAGAGACGGCUACCGGCGAGACCCGCACCGCGACCACUGUGAAGAUGUUGACGAAUGCACAGAAGGCUUCCACACGUGCCACCCUCGGGCGCGUUGCGUGAACACUGACGGUGGAUUUAAAUGUGAAUGUGAAACAGAACCCUGUGAUUUAAGCUGCUCGUGGCAGGGCGCGCUGGUGGCGGACGGCGCGCGCUGGGCGGAGGCGGGCGGCUGCCGCGCGUGCCGCUGCCGGGCCGGUGUGGCGACUUGUGAGCGGGCACCCUGCGCCUGCGAUGUGGAUAACACUACUAUAUCCCUGGAGAGUACAGAGUCAAUUAGGGCUGCGCCGGCGGCGUGCUGCCCGCACUGCGAGGCGCGCUUCCACUGCCGCCACCAGGAGAUGCACCACGUCACCUUCCGCAGCGGCGAGCGCUGGCUCUACCAGUGCCAGAUCUGCGAGUGCCUUUUGGGCGAGGUGGACUGCUGGGAGCCGGAGUGCGAGGAGGGCGCGGGGUGCUGCGCGGGGGGCGCGGGGGCGGUGGGCGCGGGGGGCGCGGGGGGGGCCGCCCGCGACUGGCGCGCGCCGCACCGCCUGCAGCUCGCCGGCUGCGCGCCCCCGCACUGCCCCGCCUGCACUGGCGGGCAGUGCGCUACUUUGGUGAGCAAUCUCGCGUGUUGUGUGCAUCGCGCGCGGCGGUCGCUGACGGCGGCGCUGGCGCUGGCGGCGCUGUGGCUGGGCCGGGCGCCGCGGCCGCACCGCAAGCACCGCGGCGCGCGGCGCUAGAGCCGCCCUGACCGCGCCACGCACACCUUAUUUAUUCUAGAUAGCUCUAAUGUUAACCAAUUGUCGCGCCGAGUGAGCCGAGCGCCGACGCGUCGGGCGGCCGGCGCGGGCGCCCGCGGCCGCUAACUGUAAACCCUGUAAAUAAAUAUCGCACAGAGACCGCCCGUCGCCCGCGUCGCCGCCGCCCGUGUUGUAACAAAUUUUCGUAAUAUAUUAUAGUUUAUGUUUGUCUCUGUAUAAAGAUGAUCGUUUUCGUGAAUGAUUUAAAAGUAACCAAAAAUAGGUACCAAAUAUAGAAAAUAUAUAAUGACGGUUUCUUAAUUUCAUAAAGCAUUCUGAUGCUUGCAUGUUGUAUUGUGUUCAAAAAAUUACAAUUAAAAAGAUAUCCACAUAA
Molecule: messenger RNA, 2948 nt
Organism: Colias croceus (clouded yellow)
Lineage: Eukaryota; Metazoa; Arthropoda; Insecta; Lepidoptera; Pieridae
Product: protein kinase C-binding protein NELL1-like
Exons: 18
Coding region: 50-2554 (834 amino acids)
Molecular function (GO): calcium ion binding; protein binding
Source: RefSeq, a predicted model, not a curated record